UGCCCUCAUCGUGAACGCGCCUGGACGCUCCGUGCGCACGAGCAGCCCUGUUUGUUUGUGUUGAGAUUGGAAAUGGCGGAGAGCAGAGAACGAAGCGAUAACUUGGCUUUGCAAACGCGAGUGCGCCGUCAUUGAAACGCAGAUACCACCCACAAGUGAUUCUCGGAGUUACUUACGGUUUGCCUCUGCCGAUGGGAUAUAAGUCGGACGCAGCGAAAAAGGGAUUUUCGGAACAAGGUUUGGAUUUAGCGAGCUGGUUAGCCAGCUAAGCUAACCGUGCUAGCAGCCUGGCGUUAGCUAUAGCUUCAAGUCGUGUGUGUGAUUUUAACUACGCAGGCUUGUUUGUCAACAUAAGAUGACGUUAAAUUGCUAGCGAGCCAGCUAACACGCAACUUUUUUUCGCCCGGUUUCCAAGCUAACCCAACAUGCUCGCUGCAGCUCACCGCAAAAUUAUUAAUCCAAAGUAACACUAGAUAGUACGAGCAAGCAGUAAGUUAAGCUGCUAACUGGCUUGUUUUACGCAAGCUGCCGUUUUCAUGGGAAUUGAUCACCCAGCGUGACAAUUUACAGCAGGACCCCGUGGGCAGGAUCUUUAUUUACGAGUUGACAAAACGGUCAGAGGCCAACAGGCUUCUUCCUGCACCUGGGGUGGUGCCAUGUGACGGAGCAGCCGUGGUGCUAUAACCCCACCAUCACCACCGCUCCAUCACCUCCACUCCAAGCUGUUUGCCCACCACUGAUUGCUCCCCCUCCAGUCUCCCUUUCCUCCCUUUAUCUUUGCUCUGAGCCCUGGACAAGGCCAACCACAGCCAACACAUGACUCACCCACUGGAGCCCUAGAUCAAGUCAGUUAAAGCUGAAAAUGAGUGCAGUAGGGGAAAACCCCCUGGACCCUGCCACGCCAGAGUCACGCAAGAGGAAGGGCUCACCAUGUGACACAUCAGGGCAAAGUGUGGAGAAGCGGAGACGGGAGCUGGAGUGCCGCUACAUCGAGGAGCUGGCUGAGCUGCUGUCAUCCAACAUGGGCGACAUUGCCAGUCUCAGUGUCAAGCCGGACAAGUGCCACAUCCUCAAGAGCACCGUGGACCAAAUCCAGCAGAUGAAACGGCGUGAGCAGGAGAAAGCGGCUCUUCUGUCUCCGGAUGAGGAGGUGCAGAAGAGCGACAUCUCCUCCAGUAGCCAGGGGUUGUUGGAGAAGGAGGCCCUGGGGCCCAUGCUGCUAGAGGCCCUUGAUGGGUUUUUCUUCGUCGUCAACCGGGAGGGUCGCAUCAUCUUUGUUUCAGAGAACGUGACGGGUUACCUUGGAUACGCCCAGGGGGAGCUGAUGACCUCAAGUGUCUACAGCAUCCUCCAUGUGGGAGACCACAAUGAAUUUGUUCGCAAUCUGCUGCCCAAAAGCCUGGUAAACGGCGUGCCGUGGCCACAGGAACCUGGCAGAAGGAACAGCCACACCUUCAACUGUCGCAUGCUGAAAAGGCCACCGGACGAGAUGGACUCCGAAAAUCCGGAGGCUCGGCAGCAAUAUGAGAUCAUGCAGUGUUUCACCGUGUCCCAACCACGGACCAUGCAGGAGGAGGGAGAUGACCUGCAGAGCUGCCUGAUCUGUAUUGCCUGUCGGAUACCUCGCGCCCAGCCUUUGAGCACUGAGUCUUUCAUUACGAAGCAGGACCCUACAGGGAAGAUCAUCUCCAUAGAAACUAGUGCUUUGCGGGCGACAGGCCGGCCUGGCUGGGAGGACCUGGUCAGGAAGUGUAUCUACGCUUUCUUUCAGCCGCAGGGCAAAGAGCCCUCCCACGCCAAGAAGCUGCUGCAUGAGGUGAUGACUCAUGGCACCGCUAUCAGCCCGUUGUACCAUUUCGCGUUAAGUGACGGCACCCCGCUCAGCGCUCAAACCCGCUGCAAGUUCUGCUGCCCCCCCAACCCUGACGUACAGCCCUUCAUUAUGGGCAUUCACACUAUUGACAGGGAACACAACACUUCUAGCUCUCAGGAAAACACUAACCCCAGCCUUCCGACCCUUGGCAGCCUUGCCCAAACUCCCUCCCGCUCGCCUUCCCUUCCUCCCAGCAGCAACUGGACCCAAGGCCUCGCCACCUCGGGCCUUCACCCCAACAACACCAACACCUCCCCCCACGGACAUAAUCCAGCCACACCCACAGGCUACCUGACGCCUAAUCGGACCUUUCCCCAGCAGGUCAACAGCCCCUCUCCUUUGAGCAGCCCACUCACAGCCACCCCUACCUCUUUUAUGUCACCCAGGAUGCCACGGGCCAGUCCUGGGUUAGGGGGAAGCCCUCGGGUACCGGGGAACCCCUUCUCUCCUUCCACACCAGGCCUCCAUUCCCCAGCAGGGGAGCUGAGUAGUGGAGGCAGCCUCAGCAGGCAGCAGUCUGGCGGCGAUGGUAGUAGCGGCGCCAGCGGUGGGUCAACGGGGUCCUUCUCCCUGUCCUCUCCUGUCCUACAGAGACAAGCCAGUACACCCACCGGCUCCUCCACUCGGCCUCCAUCUGCUAAACCGCCAGAGGGAGGAGAAGGACGGGGAGAGGACUCUGUUAAAGCCCCCCUUCCUUCUGCCUCACAGCUGGGUAACCCAAGACUCAAUCAGCUCCUGGAUAGCAAUGGGACGGGAGUUGAAUCCAACAACAACAGAAUCCACUGCACCUCAUCACCUCUUCCACCAAACCCUCCUCCUGUCCCUCAGUGCCCUGCCUCUCACAGCACCCUAACGGAACGGCAUAAGAUCCUGCACCGGCUGCUCCAGGACACCAGUCCCAACGACGGCUCCACCACCACCACCGAGGAAGGACUAAACAAACAAGAUGUUGAGGUCAAGAGGGAGCUGCCUGCCAGUCCAGUUCUUAACGCGUCACCUCCCAAGUCCAGCUCCAGAGAGCCACAGGACCAUCAACUACUCCGUUUUCUCCUGGACACAGACGAAAAGGACUUGGGGGACCUUCCACCUCCAUCUGCUCUCACCCUGCAGACGGUUAGGGUAAAAGUGGAGAAGAGAGCCAGCGUGGAGGGAGCAGCCUGUACAGGCUCUACCGUUGCAGCAGGAGGUGCAUCCAAACCUGCAGGAGUUUGCAGCAGCUCGGCUUGCAUCAGCCCCAAAUCAAGCCCCGUCGGAGAGAACUGCAGGGACAGCCGCAGGGACAGCCGCAGGGACAGCCGAGACUCCACGAGCUCUGGUGGCCCUGUUGACAUGGACCCUCUCACCCAGCUGCUGCCUGGCCUGAGAGGCCCGGGUGAGGUCAAACACGGCAGCGAGGAUUCAACAACCCCUGGAGGGGGCCCCCAACUCCACUCUCCAGCCUCGCAGCCCCCAGCUCAGCUCCAGUCCUCCCUGCCUCAGCUCCAGUCCCCGCUUCCUCAGCUCCAGUCCCCCCUGUCCCAGCCGCAGUCCCUUUCCCAGUUGCAAUCGCCGUCACCCAAGCUCCACUCCCCUUCCCCCCAGCUCAAACUACAGUCACCCACUCAGCUCCAGCCCGGCGAGGCCGGCACUCCCCGCAACGUCAAUGUGAAGAGAGAGCCUCCCGCCACUCCGAACAGAGGACUCGCUGAUGGCGGCCCGACCUCCGGCUGCAGCCUCCAGAGUCAGUCAUCCUUUGAUUUCUGCAGUCCCCCCACUCCAAACCAGACACAGAACCAGGGACAGGGAGACAUCUUCCAGACCCCCCAGGACAGCAGCCCCUUUCCAGAGGCAGACAUUAACCCAUUCAGUUCAAGCACUGGCCUAUCUAAGAUGGAUGUGGGAGACUCCCAGUUUCAGCCUCUGGCUCUGUCUGACACCUUGUCCUUUGAUGGUCUUGGAACACCUUUACAAGCUCCCUUGGCAUCACCGCAAGAGCAGUGUGUGCCAUGUUCGCUGGAUGAAGUGCUGGGCCCUCCGACCACACCCGAGGGCCGGAACGAUGAGAAAGCUCUGUUAGAGCAGCUCGUCUCUUUCCUCAGUGGGACUGAUGAGAGUGAACUGGCCGAGCUGGAUAAGGCUCUGGGUAUUGACAAACUGGUGCAGGGCGGCUGUUUUGAACCUUUGCCCCAAAACUUCCUAACCCAGCAGCCCACUGCCACGCCAGGUUCCAUGGACCCUAAACUUCCCACCUACCUUUCCCAGUUUACACCAGCUCCACAAGCUCAGUUUCCUCCAGAGCUGGCCACGGUGGUGGGGACACAGGGUCUUGGGUUUGGAGCCCCCCGGGGGGCUUUCCCCGGCGGGACGACGGGCAUCGGGCUGAGGCCAGGCAUGACGCGACCACAGGGGAUUGGCCCUCAGAUCAGGCUGCCACCCAACCAACUGCGCCUGCAGCUGCAGCAGAGGCUGCAGGGCCCACAGCAGCUCCAGAACAGGAUGGCGGGCAUGAAUGCGUUUCCUGGAGGCGCCCAGCAUGUGAACAUAGGGAUUCGUCAAGGGGUUCAACAACCUCAAAUGCCCUCACAGCAGCCUCCGCUGAAUGCCCAGAUGCUGGCCCAGCGACAAAGGGAACUCUUCAGCAUCCAGCACCGCCAGCGCCAGCUUUUCCAGCAGAAAGUCAUGCUGAUGAGACAGAACAUGGCAGGGGCCCCGACCGGAACUGUAGGGCCUAUCGGAACUGCCAGGGUCCCAAAAGGUCCCACAACAACGCCUCAACAACAGCAGCAGCAGCAGCAGCAACCACAGCCGCAGCAGUUCAACUUUCCACAAGGGUACCCUCCGUUGACGGGAAAAUCCCCUACCUCACCAAGUCAAUUCGGCCCCAUGAGCGGGAGCCCUCUGGACAACAAACUGCCCGGCAGAGUUCCCCUGAAUAACCAGGCGCUGAUAGGCAGCGUGCAGGGCCAGUUCAGCAGCACCGUGAACUCCUCAUUGCAGCAGGGCCUGUUUCAGCAGUUUGGAGGGACUGCUAUCGCCCAGCAAGACCCAGCUUUCCCGUCUGAGAUGAGCCCGACCAGCCCGUUGUUGUCACCUCAAAGCUCCACCUCCCAGAGUCCUCUGCUUCAGCAGGCCCCGCCCCCUGGCUACCAGUCACCAGAAAUGAAGAGCUGGCAACAGACAGGCAUGGGCAGCAACAGCCUGUUCAGUCAGUCAGGACAGAGUGCAGGGCCGGCUUUUGGCCAGCAGGGGGUUUACAACAACAUGAGCAUCACCGUCGCCAUGGCCGGGGGCUCGGCUAGUGUCGGCUCAUUACCUCACAUGGGGCAGCCGGUUGGCAUGAGCAACAGUAACCUCAGUAACGUCGGUUCAGUGUGCAGCGACCAGCAGGUGCAGCAGGUUCAGGUGUUCGCGGACGUGCAGUGCACAGUGAACGUGGUUGGCAGCGACUCCUACCUGAACCAGGGCUCCAUCGGAGCCACGGCCUCCCAGAAGGGCCCCGGAGCGCAGGGCUCCCAGAACAACCAGGCCCAGCAGAAGAGCCUCCUCCAGCAGCUGCUCACCGAGUGACAACUCUCGCAACUCCCCUUCAGCUCUCCUACUCCCUCUACUUCUCACUUCUACGCCUCCUCCUCGGAGGUCGGUGCACCGGACCCAUUGCUGUCUCUGUCUCACCUUUUGGAUGGAAGGAUGGAUGUUUGGACGACCGCGGAGUAGGCUCAGAGAGGUCCGGCUGUCGGUGGAGCUACACAGCCUGACCACUUCUGUGCGCGCGGGGAUUCCAGGGGGCUGGUUGUUUUAGACGCCCAGUACUUUUAAGAAAAGACUCAAGUCAGAAGGAGCAGCAGUGUAUUUAAACCUGCCUGUCUAAUCUGUCUGACAACCUGUCUGUCUGCCUCAGCCUAUUAAAGGCAGUGUUGUCUUGCUGCUCAUUCCUUGGUGACCUACUUCCUGCUUCCUGACCCAAGAAAAAACAGCUGCGACAUCAUUGUAGAUUUGCCAAGUUGUCGUCACUGUCAAAUCAGGGCCGGCCUCUCUUUUGUUUCCUCCGUUUUGUUUUUGUGAUGGGGACGGUUUCUGUCAGGCCGUCGCAGCAGCAGUGCAUCUUGGGAGCAUGAGUUGCAGCUUACAGCUGAGCUCAUCAUUUUAAGUGUGGGAGUAUCCCACACAGCAGCACUUCUGGCUUUUUAUUUUUGUUUUGUUUUUUUUUUGUUUUUUUUCUCUACCUGUCUCUCAGCGAUGUGGGAAUGUUAAGGUUUCAGACCUCUGUGGCAUUGUGGGAUAGAAGCUCAGUAUCAGCUGGUUCUGUGACUGUCUCUCUCUAUCAGCUACAGUGCCUGGUGGAAGUUUGAGUUUUUCCCAAGCUCUGCUUCUUCUUCUUCUUCUUCUUCUUCUUCUUCUUCUUCUUCUUCUUCUACAUAUUAAUCUAUUACGUUUUCGUUUUUUUUUUUUGGUUGAAUUGUUUUGUUUAAAAUCUUCUGCUCUCACCGUCAUCAUCAUCAUUAUCAUCAUCAUCUUCAUGAUCAUCAGAACAACCUUUGACAACAGCCAGAAUGGAUUGGAUGGAUUGAUUGAUGGAUGGAUGGAUGGAUGGAUGGAUGGAUGGGAGACAGACGGAAUGCUGCUCAGUUUGGAACUUAAUAUGUCUUCUUUCUCCCCCAACCCCUUGAAUUAUUUAACUGUAUGUCUGUCACAUUUUACCCAUCACCUCAGCAGCUGUGAAUACAGAACCCUGUUGGGUUAUUUCUCUCUCUCUCUCUCUCUCUCUCUCUCUCUCUCUCUCUCUCUCUGUGUAUCUUUCGUGUUAUCUCUUGGCCUAUCAGUGUUGUUUGCCAUGUGCACCAUGCAGGCGCUUAGUAUUGUACAGUAGAGAAGGACAAAGACUUGGGGAUGAGCUCACUCUUCUCUUGUAACUGCUUUCCUUUAACAAACAAAAAAAUAAGUGUAAUUAAUUGAUUACUCAGAACAGCAAAACUAUGUAUAAUGUGAUUCGAUCCAGGUCGGUUCGGUCCAUUUUUAAAAAUUGUAAUAAUGUCAGCUCAUGGUUUUUUGAGAUUACUCUUGGCAUCAUGAUAUUGUAACCCCCCUACAUGUUGCAGUGGAGGAGGUUAUUCCAUCUUCUGAAAUGUGAAAAGAAAAUUUUCUGAAGCAAUUGAUCAUGAAAUAUAGCUACGCUCCCUUCGGCAUCCCAUUCAGCGCUACAAGAAGCUACACUACUUUCCGAAGAAAAGAAAAAAACUGGGUUUGAUUGCUUCGCUUUUCUCUUGUGGUAACCAGGGAACUAGUUCUCUUGCUUAUAUCCUCUUUUUUUUUAUACUUUCAAGACAACUUUUCCGUAACCUUUGUAUAAAAAAAACAAACAAGAAGAAUAAUACCUCAAACCGUGUUCUUUGCUGGGAUGACGUGACCAUUGGCGAUGCUAACGGUACUGAUCCGCAUCGCCUUAUGUGCCCGUUGUCGCAGCAAACAGCGAUUUUGGGGUAUUGUUCCUAUAUAUUGACAUUUAAGUAGAGGCUUUAGUAAUAGAAGUUCCUAACAAAGAUGUGAUGGAUAAUUCAUUUGAAGCUGUCAUGAAAUUGAAUCAAAACAGGAUGGGUUGAGUCACAAAAAAAAAAAAAAAAAAAAUGUUCUUUUUAUGUUUUCCUGCAUAUUUUUUUUUUUUAUCAGCGUUCCUCUUUUUUUUUUUUUUUGGGAUUCAACCCUCUUCUCCCUCCACCUUUCUCUGAUGAAAACUUUGCUCCGCUGGGUAAACACACACACACAGUUUUCUGUUGACUACUGUUGCUAAGUCAGACACUUUCUCUCUCAGCGAUGACAGACCUCUGUUAAAUCAGAAAAAAAAGACGUGCACACUUUACCUGGAAGUUAGAAAAAAAGGAAAAACCCUGCCGAGACGUUGCCUCUAAAUAUUCUUUCCAUGACUAAAUUAAUGUAAAGAUAAAGUUAUGAUCUGGAUAUUGGGCGUAAGAAGUAUCUGACACGCGAUACCCAAAGGUUUGAAGUAUAGGAUGUUAUAAGAACUGAAGUCCCACACAUUUUGUGUCAGUCUCUUGAGCCCUUUUGUACACAGGAAUUAUGGAAUUAUUCGGGAAUAUGCUGUGAUUUGUAACGACCACAAAGGUCUUCUUCUGUCAAAUCUGCCACGUCUCUACUCCAGCACAAUGUCAGACGUUCCCUGAUUGGACUUAUCCUUGUUCUUGGUUCAUUGUUUCUCUUCUCUUUUUUUCUUUUUUUU
Messenger RNA from Sander lucioperca (pikeperch), 8084 nucleotides. It is a transcript of the gene ncoa1, whose product is annotated as nuclear receptor coactivator 1. The transcript has 22 exons. Bases 863 to 5419 code for a protein of 1518 amino acids. Gene Ontology annotation, biological process: positive regulation of transcription by RNA polymerase II; cellular response to hormone stimulus. Lineage: Eukaryota; Metazoa; Chordata; Actinopteri; Perciformes; Percidae. Gene Ontology annotation, cellular component: nucleus. The record is from RefSeq and is a predicted model, not a curated record. Gene Ontology annotation, molecular function: nuclear receptor binding; protein dimerization activity.